CGAUGCUGGCUGGUGGUGCUGAUGCUUAUGCUGUUGACGCCAAUUCUGCUGCUGCUGAUGCUGGUGCUGGUGCUGGUGUUGAUGCUGCUGUCGGUGCUGCUGCUGCUGCUGCGGUGCCGUCUGAUCGUUCUGGUGACGCUGUUGUUUGUGCUUCUGCUUCCACUGCUUCUCCUAACGCCAGUCUCAAUGCCUCUGCUACCGUGCUGACGGCUGCUCGUUGCCCCACAAGCGAGCAAGAGCUCCAUGGCAUGCCGCUGGCGGGCGCUGGUGGCCCACAGCCACACGUUGCUUCUCACCUGCGAUUUCCAGUGGAUGAGAACGUUGACGGCAGACGGUUUCCAGAGGAUGAGCACGCUGGCAUGUUCAUGAGUGCUCGUGGCCCUGUGAACGAGCACGCACUGCAUGGCACGGUGGCUUAUGCAGUGCAACCUUCUGAGGCUCCCCACGAUGCUUCUGCUGGCAUGUUCAUGACUGCUACAGGCUCUCACCUGCCCUGGAACAACAGAAAGCGGCGUUGGAACCAGCACAGCCAUAACCAUGGGGAUGGGCAUGGGCAUGGGCAUGGGCAUGGGCAUGGGCAUGGGCAUGGUACACAAAACUACGUGCCAUCAUUCAGUGAGAGCGAUGUCUACCUGCCAACAUACGAUGACAUGAAGGGGCGGUGUGUGAAGCUGGUGUCCAACAAGCACCUUGCCUCGCUGGCUACCAAAGCCUGUGUGCCUGCCUUUGUUCGGUGAAGCCAUUUAGGCCCUCUGACUGGGUGGGCCCUCUCCUUCCUCCCUCCCAUGCUGUGCUGCUGCUGGCUGACUCCCUCUCUCUCUCCCUCUCCCAACCACACUCACACUCACUCUCACUUGCCCAACCACACCCCUUCUCAAACACACAAUCACGAACGGCUGUACCUCCUGCCUCUCACGCUCAAACG
Molecule: messenger RNA, 925 nt
Organism: Closterium sp. NIES-67
Lineage: Eukaryota; Viridiplantae; Streptophyta; Zygnematophyceae; Desmidiales; Closteriaceae
Source: the annotation of a GenBank genome assembly